CUUAAUCAGCAAUUCCUCUUGAAAAAUUUUCCUCAAUGUGUGGUUUGUAAAUAUAUCCAAGAAAAAAUUGAGAGGUAGAAGGGAUUGCUCAGAAAAUUGGUAAAAGUUAAGAGUGGCAAAGAUGGGUGUUGAGAUUGAAUAUUAGUUAUAUGUUUUAUAUAUGGGAUAGGCAGAGUUUCUUAUUAAAGAUAUAAGCAGCAGAAUGAUAUUAUAAUUAGGUAUAUUUUAUGUUCAUUGUCAGAUUUUACAAAAAAAAAUCUCUUUAUAUAUUUUUUUCUUUAAAAUUAUUGAUUAACCUUCUGAUUUUGUGUCCAACUGUGUAUUUUUAUUGUAUAGUAAUAAUUUUAAAGGAAUGAAUCCUUUAAAAUUCAUCCCCCAUAUUUAUGGGUAAAGACUUAUUUCUAUUUGGUACUUACCUAUUAAGCUUCAUUUAAAAGCAUAGAGAAGUUCCGCGCAUUGGAAUUGAAAGUAUACUUAAAACUUAAUUUAUUUAAAUGUUUAAUUACUUUAUUUUAUAUUUUACGUUAUUCACGUUAAUUAGCUUUAAAAUGACAACAUUUUUAUUAAAAUGAAAACUGAGUUCUGAAUUUUAUUUUUAAUUUUGUUUUUGUAAGUAAUGUUUACUUUAAUAAAAUUUCAUUAUUUAUUUUGAAAGGUGCAUUUGUAAUCAAAACUGCAAUUAAUUCCGACCACAGUUUUUCUGAUAAGAGCCCCUUAUCUGUAAACCUGUGCAUGUUAUUGCCGGUCCUCGAUAGCGUCCAUUGAUCGAAAGCUUCUUAUUUGUACUUAAUUUUCAACGAAAUAAUUAACUAUUUACUAUACAAUGCACGCGGGAAACACACGAACAUUAUUCUAGUACGGUAUCAGCCCGCAAUGGAUUUCUGUCGAAGCGGUAAUUUCAUAACCAACCAAGUGGAAGGCUUCUUGCGCGCGCGCAACGGAGGGGCAUAACAUUCUCCCACUACCGCCAGUACCUUCGCCAACGACCGAAAGAGGCGCGCGUGUUCAUGUUCCAUUUACAAAUACAGAACUCGAAUUCGAAAUUUGUUUAUUUUGCUCGACAUAUAUUCGCUUGCCAGCAAUAAAUUAAUGGGACUUUAAUUUUUUUAAUCUGUGUAGUGUUAUUCAAGUGCGUGUAACAGUGAACGUAUGGGUUUUCUAAACAAUGUUGAUGUACGCGUAUGUCAUUGAAUGAAACGCUGGCGGGUUGCAAUCGGCGAAAAUGUGACUGUUAAGUCUUCGCACACGGUUUUACACGAAAUGGCUGUAAACGUUUAGUGUAAUGUUUAAAAUGCGGGAGUUUUCAAGGAUUACAUUAGUGUUGUUGGGAUUGCUCCUGGUGGGAGUGUUGUGCGAUGUGGAUGUGCCGGAGAGCCCGGAGGAAGCUGAGAGGGUCGUCAAAUCCAGCAUCUUGCCAGGCGUGCGCCGAGCAUCGCCGGUUUCUACCAGCAACGCGACCCGCGACUCCCACCUUCUCUCCGUGCUGGCCGCGAGGAGGAAGCAGCUCAAGAGUGGCCAAGCCGCCAUUUUGAGCGCGCUACCGGCGCUGGCGCAGGCUGCUAGAAAGGGCAAUACGACUUUCGCCAAGAUAGAAAUACGAGAUGCGAAUAAUGUGACUGUGAAGAGGCUGACAUUCGAAGCAACACCUCCAAACAAGCUGCUCACCACCGAUACCUUGAGAGAUAGGCAAGAUGUUAGGCCACACAUCUUUGUGCCUAAGUCUUUUCAGGAAAAUAGAAGUAGGCUCGUAUUUGACACCAAGAGACGAGACCUUCUAAACCCUAAUAAAAAUACCCCUGAACGAGUCACAGGAGGUUCUGUAGUCUAUGUCCCACCAGAAAAAUUAGAAGGUUUAGACAAAGAAGUAGAUUUAGACCCAGAAGAAGAAUUUCAAGUAGAUGAAUCAAAUCAUGGCCUUUAUUUGCUUAAUUAUUCUGAUACAGAAAAUGUUACACAAUCUCCAAUUUUAAAUAAAACUACGACUACAACAUCAAAAGAUAUCAAAGAAAAUACAACAAUCCAGGUUGAAACUAGUACUCUAUCCAGUAAUAAUACCAAGGAAAUUUUUAUUGAAGAACAACAAAAAGAUAGUAAUGAAGAUAAAACAGAGGCAAACACGAUUGCUAAUAGUACUGAUACUAAAAAUACACAACUUGUCAAAAUUGAUAAUGAAAAAGACAAGGAAAAUAACACCGUGUUUAUGUCAGAUGAAAUAAUAAAUCAUUUCAGGCAUCUAGAAUCCGAGUUAACUGUAGAGGAGAUGGCACCAUUUAUUUACUUUGGGCAGAAACUUGGAGGCCAGGUCAGCGACAAUUUAACGAAUUCUCCUUCAUUAUCAGCGUCGACCAAAUCAGUUAAUUUCAUAGCAGCGCCUUUAGAAAAACGGAAAUUUAAUUCACGAUAUUCUGCGACAGAGAAAUAUAGAAAUACAAGUGUUGAUGAAGAGGAAAUAAAUGAAGACAUGGACGUAUCAGUUGUCAAGAACACUAUUGAGAAAAAUAAAAUAAGGAAUACAGUAAAAGGGCCCGCACCCGCACGACACGUUGGCCUCGUAAAUGCUUACAGAAAAUAUUCCAGUUCAACGCCAGCAACAACCAAAUCACCGAAUAUUGCACAACUAAAUGUUACUGAUCCAAUUAUUUUAAAUGUAACUCCAAAUACUGUAGAUAAAAAUAGUAAUAAUACUAAUGCUACUAGUACAACGAAAGAAUCAUCUUUAAAUUUACCAAAUAAAAAUAACUCUACACAAUCUGUAAAAGAUAAUCCAAACAAAUUAAAUGUUACUUCUACCCCAAGAAAUUACACAAGAAGUUAUUUCAAUUUACGAAGACGGCCACCUCGAGUGACUGUUGUGUCUACUACAGAAAAUAUAAUUCCAACAGCCGUUAACACUACUACUGAAAAGGUUUCCACAUCUGUGUAUACAGCCGUUGUAACUUCGGUAUCUAUAACGUCUUCAAUGAAAGCAAAAAAUAGCACAGAUGGAGUUGAUACAGAUAAUAGUACUAUUUCUGAAAUAAAAGAAUCCGAUUUAAAUUCUACGGUACCCAAGCUAAUAUUGGCAAAUGAAACGGAAACUUCAACAAUGAGUUCGACAUCUGCUAGACCCUAUAAACACAGAAUUAGAAUAAGAACAACAACAACAGAAAGCAGCGUAAAUUUAAAUCCUAGUCCUUCGCCUAUAGUUUAUCGACCUUCUGAAUCUCCUCUUUCCAGUGAAAUACCAACGACUUCUCGAAUAUCUGAAAGAUUAGCUACAUUGCUGAGACAAAAUGUGUAUGAGACUCUGGCAAAUGGUAGUACUAUUCGACCGAAAAAUAUACUUCGAAGACGACGACCAACCACUACUACAACAACAACUACAACGACAACGACUCUAACUCCAUUUUCCCCCAUUUAUAUACCUAGUGAAAUUCCAGUUUCAUCAUCUUCACAAGGGACCUCUAGUAUCCUUCCAUCAAUCACUACAGAAGCAACACGUGACUCAACCGCACAAUUGAGUACUUCUACUUUUAGACCAUUUGUAGUUACUUCAAAAUCUUCAACUCAAUCAAAAUCAAAACCUGUCGUAGUACCAACAAGUACACAAUCUCCUGAAGCAAAAAAUACUACUAAAAAUGCAACAAAAGAGAGCGAAGAUGAUAAUUCUGUGACACAAAAUGAAGAAGUAGUUAUUGAAGCCGAGAAGAAUUACACUGCAUCAUAUGUAUUGGCUGGGUUAGGUUUCCUACCUGUCGGAGCUAUCAUAGCUUUUGUUUUAAGAAAUGUUCUCAAUAAGAAAACCAAAGAAAUCGAUACGGAGUACGAGGGAUACUUCGAUGACGGUGAGAUUAAGAAAGAGUCGCCCAUCACACCGGUAGCACGGCCACCGUUGCCAACGCCCUCCAAACCUGAUCAGAAAUGGGAGUUCCCUAGAAACAAGCUUAGAUUGCAGACUUUGUUGGGACAAGGAAACUUUGGACAGGUGUGGAAAGCAGAAGCAGAUGAUCUAAAUGGCCAUGAUGGUCUGACGCGGCUAGUAGCUGUCAAGACCAUCAAAGAGACAGCUUCGCAGAAGGAAAAACAGGAGCUCCUACACGAGAUCUACAUAAUGCAAAAGAUCGGGACUCAUCCCAAUGUGGUCACCAUAUUGGCAUGUUGCACAGAACAAGAACCAUACCUUCUAAUAAUGGAAUACGUAAUGUGUGGUAAGCUGCUAACUUACCUGCGUGAGCGCCGCUCCCGGCCCGACCGGUUCAGCGGCAGCGGCGCGCUCACCUCCCGCGAUCUCACCGUGUUCGCCUACUGCGUGGCUCGGGGCAUGGACUAUAUUGCUUCUAAAGGGAUCGUUCACCGCGACUUAGCAGCUCGCAACGUACUCGUAGACCACAACAAGCUCUGCAAGAUCGCCGACUUCGGCAUGUCGCGCGCGGCCGGCGCCUCAGCGCGGCCCGCGCGCUCGGCGCUGCCCGUGCGCUGGAUGGCGCCGGAGGCUCUGCUCUAUAAUGUGUACAGCCACCACACUGACGUCUGGGCCUUUGGGAUUCUACUGUGGGAGAUCGUUACUUUGGGUUCAACGCCGUACGCGGCCAUGUCCGGCCGCGAGGUGCUGGCCGCGGUGACGGAAGGCUACCGCCUGGAGCGGCCGCCGCACUGCAAGCCGCAGCUGUACCGCGCCAUGCACGCCUGCUGGCACGCCGACCCCUCGCAGCGACCCACCUUCGCAACCCUCAAGGCUCAACUAGCAGAACUACUGGACAACGAACCUUCGGAGGGAAACUACGUGGAUUUAGACUCGUUCUAUCAAGAAUCCUCAGUCUAUAGUGAUCCGUCGGCGAUCAUUAAUGAUGAUGAAGGCUUGUCGGCGGAGUAUGACAGAGAGAGGCGAUGUUUUAGAGAAUUGGGCAGCAAAGGCCCCGCUAAAUUCGAUAACCACGCCUUCAGUUUCCGGGACGAGGAACUCCGCAACAAGUUCGGCAUCGGGACUCCCCGCAUGGGCGGCUUCGGCAUCCGGGACGUCCCCUUCAACGAGAGGAACUUCUCCGACGGCGAGUUCAACGACCGCGCCUUCUCCGACAAGAGCUUCACCGACAAAAACUUCACCGACACCAACUUCGCCGAAAGAAAAGACGGGAAACUCUCUACCUCCAGUUUCCACCGAGAAAGGGAGAGGGAGAAUCCCCUCGUCAGUAGAAAUAGCUUUAAUGGUUUCCCGAGAAUCGGUACCAGGGACGGGCAUUUUCAGUUGACUCCCGACGGGAGAAACAAUAGGGUCUCGGAAUUCGAAUGUGACAUUUGAGAUUGUCGAUCGACUGAUUUUGAUAUUUGACUGUAGUCUAUCAAUACAAUUUUUGUUUAGAAAAUUGUUGUAAUUUUUUUUGGUUGCCAAGUGGAUUUUUUCUCAUUUAAUUUUAAACGUUCCGGCCACGUUUAGUAAUUAGAUAUAGAUCAGAUAGAGAUAUUUUAGUCGUCUGAUAAUAAUACACAAACACAUAUUUUUAAAUGUAUAAAGCUAAAAAAAUGGUACGUAAAAUUGCCAAAUAUAUGCACUGAUUGAUAAUAUUUUUUUCGCACAAGUGUGGUCAUAACAAAAAGUGUCGAUUUUCGUUCGAUUGCAUUGUAUUAGUAAAUCGAUAUAAAAAUUUGUAAAUAUUCCUUAAUUUAUGUCAGUUUUGAGUGGUGUAAUUAGGCAAUAACUUGUAAAUAGUGUAGAGUAAUAUUUUGUAUAUGUGAAGAUAUUGUAAUCUAGUAUUCAGAAUUAUUUAUCUAUAUUGUGGGUAUAAUGUCAUGGCCUCUCAUACUUUAAAUGUCGAAAAAGGUUAAUUUUGAAAAUUAGUAAGUUCCAACUUUUUAAUUGUUACCAAAUCGAUUCCUAGUAUGCAUCUACAAAAGAGAGAAAUUUUAUCAAAUUUUAGACAAAUAGCUUAUGUAUUUAACCUACAAAAGAAUAAUUUAGAUUUCUAUGGAGAUGCUUGUUCUACUCAAUUUGAAACUUAUUACGUAUUUUUUUCUACUUUUUCAUAUAAAAAUCGUCCACUUUUUCAUAUAAAAUAACUAUUGCAAAUGUAAGAAAUGCUUUUACCCAAUGAGUGGUCAAAAUACACUCUAUCCAUGAUGAGAUACGUCAUGUACCUAUAUUUAAUAUACUCGUAGGUACCUAUAUACAAUAGUUGGAUCAUAGUGGUGCUAACAUUCUGUUAUUGUAAAUAUCACAGUCUAUCUGCGUUACUUUCCGUUUCAAUCUCAGUUCAUUAUUACUUUCUAGUCUAAAAAAUUGUAUUAUAUUGCAUUAGU
Messenger RNA from Amyelois transitella, 6273 nucleotides. RefSeq names its product dual specificity protein kinase splB. Gene Ontology annotation, molecular function: ATP binding; transmembrane receptor protein tyrosine kinase activity. The transcript is spliced from 8 exons. NCBI's taxonomy places the organism in Eukaryota, Metazoa, Arthropoda, Insecta, Lepidoptera, Pyralidae. Gene Ontology annotation, cellular component: signaling receptor complex. Gene Ontology annotation, biological process: multicellular organism development; cell surface receptor protein tyrosine kinase signaling pathway; positive regulation of kinase activity. The record is from RefSeq and is a predicted model, not a curated record. The coding region runs from base 1283 to 5278 and encodes 1331 amino acids.